Stylophora pistillata is the source of this 3780-nucleotide messenger RNA. RefSeq lists its product as uncharacterized. The record is from RefSeq and is a predicted model, not a curated record. Lineage: Eukaryota; Metazoa; Cnidaria; Anthozoa; Scleractinia; Pocilloporidae. Gene Ontology annotation, cellular component: nucleus. Gene Ontology annotation, biological process: regulation of transcription by RNA polymerase II. Gene Ontology annotation, molecular function: DNA-binding transcription factor activity, RNA polymerase II-specific; RNA polymerase II cis-regulatory region sequence-specific DNA binding.
GGUCAAGCAUGAAAAGGAGGCCUUCUCUUUUCCACGCGGUCGAGGCCGUCAUCGUUGUAAAGCGAGGCUCUCCUUGAAACUUUGGCGCUAUUAUUUUUAACCCCUUUCCUGUCUCGUUUUCAAGCGUAAACACGAGAAACUAUUUCAUUGAUAACAGUGACCGUCUGUUACGCUCAGAACUCACCAGAGUUGGCCGAUUUUGGUGCAAUAUGGCGGCGGAUUCCGCCCAAGUUUUGUCGAGUGGGUCAAUUCAACAACAAAUCAUGGCUUCUGAACAAGUUUCUGCGGCCGAAGUUCUCCAAAACGCCAUGUCAACAAACAUUCCGACAACAAUUCAAACUAUUCCCCAACAAGCUGGCGUAAUCACCACGAUCUCUGCAUCUGCUUUACCCGAGACGAUGACAACUUCAGAAACAAUGAUAGCGACCCAGAGCAUUUCUAUUGAUACUGAGGGAGCUUCAGCCACGUUGAGCGGACAUGAAUUACCAGAGAGUAUACCUCAAGUCCAACAACACGAGUCCGUGGUUGUAAGCGUGACUGGCACUCAAGAUAGUUUGGUCAUUUCUUCUGAAAAUGUGGCGAUUGCUGCAAGUGCUUCACUAGACGCUUCUCAACAUGCGGAAAUAGCGAAUUUAUCGAGUGCUGUUCAAGCGAAUUACCCGUGGGCUGCGCGACUUCACGACUGUGAGCUUAUAGGGGAUUCCUAUAGGGGAUAUGUAACCACUGAAGUGGAAUUGGACUUGAUCCUCACACUGCACAAACAGCACACCAACAGUUGUUGGGGAACCAGACAAUCCCCCUCCUCAGCUAAACCGUCCAUUCGUCUUAUGUGGAAAUCCCAGUAUGUUCCCUACGAUGGAAUACCAUUUCUGAAUACAGGUCGCCGGGCAACAGUUAUGGAGUGUCAAUAUGGUCCAAGAAGAAAAGGUGCUGUGAACAAGAAACAAGUUGAUUAUGAUGAGUGUGGCCAUCCAGUCAAAAGACAUCGCCCUACUUGUCCUGCAAGGAUUUAUAUCAAGAAAGUGCGCAAAUUUCCAGAGUUUAGGAUAGAUCCAAAUCUGGAGGGAAAGAAUGUUCGUCAGGCUCAGGAAAGAGCACUUACUUCAUUACGGCUUGCAGGGGUACAUGUUGGAGGAGAAGAGAGGUACUAUGUGCAGCUCCCUCUUCCAUUAGCUCAUGAAUACCAUGAUGUGGAUGAUACUCCCAUGGACCCUGAUGAGGGUGACAGUCAAGGCCAACGUCUCAAUGCCGAGGUCAUGCACAAGAUUCGUGAGCUUGUUGCUCGGGGUGUCAGUGGGAUUUACACUGUUAAGCACUGCUUGAAGGAGUAUGUGGAGAAAGAACUCUUUGUCAACUUAGAACCACCUCCCAGACAUAACAAGUCAUAUUUCCCUACCAUCAUUGAUAUCCAGAAUCAUAUUCACCAAGCACAGAUGGCACUAACUACUGGAGCUCUUAUGCCACUUCCCCCACUUACAAAUCUUCCACCAAGCUCUCCACAACUUAAGGAGAAAACCCGUAAACGAAAGCAUCCAACAGAAAAAUUAUCACAAUCAUCUCAGACAGCGGAGGCUUUGGCUAGCAUGCAGCAACAGUAUCAGUCAGCACGUCCGUCAGUGUUAAGUAAUCAAGAACAAGAACAGUUGAUUCAGUCUGGCAGGGUAAAUUUCCAAGGCAGUGAAACACAGCAAUUGGAAAUUAUUCAGGGAGGUGAAGGAGAAACAACAGAAGUAGACAUUUCUUCUCAGCCUCAGAUCCUUAUCACCCAAGGCUCUGGGGCUGGUAGAGAUGAAGGUCAAGUUGUGAUAGUUGUGAAUGCAAGCAGUUUCUUCUCUGGUCAAUCAGAUUCCGAGACACCAACAACACUCUCCUUAACCAUACCAGCAUCACAGGUGGCAAGCUUGAGCCAUGCGUCACUACAUUCUGCUGCUGGUUCACAAGCAGUAGCAUUCAUUCCACAAGCCAACACAACAGCCCAGACACCAGGGUCAGGAGCAACCCCCCAAACCGUUGCAUUCAUCCCACAAGCCCUAGACAGCAGUCGUGGUGCUGUGGCUUUCCUAACUUCUCAACAAACAGACAGUAUCAAUCCAGUUCCAGUAUCUGCAGCUUACCUUGCAGCGCAUGGACAGCCAGGUAACAUUUUGAGCAUGCUGGACUCUGCACUCCAAGCAUCUGCGGGAGGUACUGCCCCUGUGAUCAGAGUUGGUACAAACCUAGGAGUCCAGAUAGCAGACAGCAGUCAGGCGCACGAUUCUGUUCCAGGGCAGGUGAUGACGGCCCAAGCAGCUGUUGAAGCUGUUCUUAGUGCAACAACAUCCAGGGAAGAAACAAAACAAGCUCAUUGUGAUGAAGAGAAUAUCGAGGGUGAACCGCCAACCAAGCGUCAGGCUCUUGGAAUGGACUUCACGUCACUGGUCAAGGAAGCCGUCUUUGAUGGUCAACAGGCUGACGGACAAGCAGAGAGCGAACGAACAAGCGAUCAGUCACCAGUGGCUAACGCGCCAACGUCUACGCCCCAGCAUGCAGCUGGAAACACCCACCUUGACAGUCUAUCACAAACCAGUAUGGGCGAGAAUUUUCUUUCCAUGGAAACGCGACCAAUAGACAUGGUGGCCGAAUCAGUUAUCCAGUCACUACCGGGUGAACAGGAAGUUGUAAGGGAUUUUAAUGAAAACAAUGACUCUUUACUUGAUAACCGAGAGGAGAAACUCGCCGUACAGAGUACCCAGUCUUAUACAACUCCUGCGGAAAUCAUAGGAACGCCGCAACAAAACAAUGCGCAAUUUGCUACCGAUAUUUCUGGAGUUUCUCAAACAGAGUCUGCCCCCUUAGAAACCUCCCAAGGUGUCUGUAUUCCAAUGGAAGCAUCCUCUGAUGAAACUAAACUUACAGUUGUAGACGACAACAGGUUGAUCACAGCAGGCGAAGGACAAGGUAUCCAAGACUACACCAUGCAAACUCCGUCUACAGAAUCCACCAGUAACAGUGAACAUAUGAACAUGCCACUUGUGUUUAAAAGUGACCAACAAUUGACCGAGAACUCAGCUACUGUUGCGUCUCACUCGAAUGCUGUUCCCACCGUGAAUAGCCCUGAAGUUUUUACCUAGUAAACUAAAAGGGAGAGAUCUCGUGUUUCAUACGUGAACAUUUGUGUAUAUUUCGAUAUAUGAUCAUAGACAUGACUUGUGUUCAACACAAUGGUACACGGAAUUGAAAGGUGCCUAUUUUCGUCAUUCUUGGUACAUAGUUCUUAAAGAACAGAGUUGAUAGAGAUAAGAAGUUUAAGGUCAGCGGUAUCCGCUUGCGCACUGCUGUGAUCAAGACGCAGUUCAUGUCUGAGUUUUAGGAAUACGAAAUUGAUGUUUUAUGUCAAAUUGUCUAUAACUGCAGAUGAUUUUUGAUCUGGUAGCCUAAUAAGAGUCGAACUUACUCAAAGAUCGAUUCUCUAAUCGAACCAACACGGCUGAACAGGUGUCUGUUGUAAAUGAAAUACGAGUCAGCCGAUCGAAACUUGCGUGUAGCUUUGUGCCAAACGUGGGAACCAACAUUGUACCCAAGGGCGAGGUACGCGUUAUAGGGCAGCAAACAAUUAUUUUCCUUCUGAUUAAUGAGAGCGCAUUACCAAGCAAUGAGAGUUAUUCUUUCAAAGAAGAUUUUUAGACGUUUCCGGAAAGUUAAGUUAUUGAGGAGUGAAACACAUGGGUUUGAAUAUACCAUCGAAACAAAAGGAAAUUUAUAAGACCUGUAAGCAGGAAAAUAAAGGUCAUUUUUGGCUUC